CUUUUUUUUAGCCUAAAAAUGAAUAAAGAUAAAAGAGAAGCUGAUUAUCCUGUUGAGCUGGAAUCACAGUUCAUAAUGAGAUUACCUGAAGAACCUGCAAAAUCUCUCAGAAGUGUACUAAACUCUGGAGAGAAUUUUAAGAACAGACUUACUAUAAAAAUGGAUAGUGAUAUGCGGCAUAGUGAAGUUCGAUUUGACCAUUGGUUAUUAUAUGGUAAAAUAGUUGAUCUACCUACAAUAGUUGAAUCUUUAAAGACCAUUGAUAGAAAGAGUAUUUAUAAGACUGCAGAUAUUUGUCAGUUAAUGAUAUGCAAAGAAGAAAUGGAUCCUUCAUCUACUGAAGAUGAAUCUCCAACAAAAAACAAAAAGAAAGACCCUUUCAAAGUCGAUAAGAAAUUUCUUUUUCCACAUGGUAUUACACCGCCAACAAAGAAUGUUAGAAGACGACGCUUUAGGAAAACAUUAAAAAAAAAGUGUGCUGAAGCACCAGAAAUUGAAAAAGAAGUAAAAAGGCUAUUACGAGCAGAUAAUGAAGCUGUUUCUUACACUUGGGAAAUAAUUAAAGAAGAGGAUGAUCAAAACACGAAACCAGAACCUACUACAUCAGUCAAAGGAGAUAAACUUAAGAAAAAGCAAAAGGUUAAGGUCGAAACUAAAAUUCCUAAUGAUUCAUCAUCCAAAGUAGAAGACAUAUUUGGAGGUAGUCUUAGUGAUAGUGAUUUGGAAGAUGAAAAUGUUAACAUUGACAUAGAUGACAGUAGAUUAUCUUGUGAUGAUCUAUCAGAUUCAUUCCAUGCUACUGGAGAUUUUAAAACCAAACAAUAUACUCCACAUUUUGGUUCCGAAUUUUAUCCUUCCCAACCAACACAUAGUCUUUCUGAAUCUUAUGAAUCUACUUCACAAGGUAUACAAAAUAUAGAUUAUAAUUUAGAAGAUUCUUUAACCCAACCAAAUGAAAAUACUGUAAUGUCUCAGCUACAACAGCUGAGUGCUGAAAUAGAAGAAUUAAAAGAAAGACGCCAUAGAACGCAACAAGAAAUUGCAGGAAUGGAAAAUAUGACCUUGAAACUAAGAUUUGAAGAUGUACUUCAGUCAUUAAAUAAAGAUAUACUUUACAAGGAACUGGAAUAUCAGAAUUUAUUGACAAAAUAAAUAAACAUAAAAAUUUACUGCUUAUCUUAAGAAAUGUAUCUAUUAUGUAAUGUCUAUGUAUAUCAAAUAUA
Achroia grisella is the source of this 1223-nucleotide messenger RNA. It is a transcript of the gene Taf7, whose product is annotated as transcription initiation factor TFIID subunit 7. Gene Ontology annotation, cellular component: transcription factor TFIID complex. The transcript has a single exon. Gene Ontology annotation, biological process: transcription initiation at RNA polymerase II promoter; RNA polymerase II preinitiation complex assembly. The record is from RefSeq and is a predicted model, not a curated record. Gene Ontology annotation, molecular function: RNA polymerase II general transcription initiation factor activity. NCBI's taxonomy places the organism in Eukaryota, Metazoa, Arthropoda, Insecta, Lepidoptera, Pyralidae. The coding region runs from base 19 to 1152 and encodes 377 amino acids.